UGUUCAAGUUUGGCCUGAACCUCUGGCCAUAGUCAACGCCCGCAUCUCCUUCAAAGUUUUCGUUCUCCCCUCUUCUUCGUCUCUCACCUACUGCUUUUUUCGGCUAUCCUUUUAGCUUCCCGAUUUCGCUUUUAGCUCUCAACCAACAGCAAAACAGACCCAGACCCCAGAAAAUACAACCUAAAACCCAGAACCUCUGGCUUGAUGAGAUUUUUCGGUUUCAAGUAUGGGGUACUCUGGAUGGUCGUCUCCCUCCUCCUCUCCCACCAGAUCACCGCCCAGAAUACAACCCAGAUCGCAGCGCCGUCUUCUUCUGGGCCAAAGUUUGAUAUCAAGAUGGCGGUCGUCAUGAUCGUACUCGUGGUCGUGUUCUUCAUCUUGGGGUUUCUCUCCGUCUACACCCGCCAAUGCGCUCAGACAAGACUCGGCGGACGCGCCGACCUCGCGCGUGAGCGAAUGAUGGCCCGCGGGCUCGACCCCGCCGUCAUCGAGAGUUUUCCCGCCUUCCUGUUCUCCGACGUGAAGGGGCUCCAUCUCGGAAAAGACUCUCUUCAAUGCGCUGUGUGCUUGAACGACUUCCAGGACGACGAAACGCUGCGUUUAAUCCCCGUUUGCGACCAUGUCUUCCACCCGGACUGCAUCGACACGUGGCUGAUUUCCCACUCGACCUGCCCGGUCUGCCGUGCCUACCUGGAACCAAAGCCCGGAGAAGAGCCGUACAGCGCUCUUAUGGAGCUCAUCGAUCAGGAGGCGAGUCGACUCGAAGCGGAGGAGGCUGCUGCCGGCCCCAAGCUUCCCCGAGAUGAGUCGGUUCGUGUUGUUGAGGAUCAGAUUAAACAGGAAGAAGAAACUCCCAAGAUUAAUUUGAUCAACGUUAAUGAUCCGGCCAAUCAAAGGCUUCCACCAAGGUCGAGGUCGACCGGGUUUGGGCCGAGGUCAAGGUCCACAGGCUUCGGGCCUCCGAGGUCGGGGUCCACCGGGCGGCAAUUCGCGCGGAUGUUAUUUCCGCGGUCGCAGUCCACGGGCCAUAAUUUGUUGGUCCAGCCCGGUGAGAACACCGAGAAGUUUACGCUACGACUCCCGGAGGAGGUACGAGCUAGGUUGAUGAACAUGGCCCUGACACGUGCCAAGAGUACUAGUGUGUUUCCGAGGGCGGGGAGCGUCAGGCAAGGUUAUAGAAGUGGAAGUGUACGUGGAGAGAGGAAUGGUUUGGACCGGUUUGAAGGCAGUUCUCGGUCGAACCGGUGGGGUUUCUCAAUGAUGCCGCCUUUUCUGUCUCGGUCGGUUAGGCAACAACCCGUGGUCGAUAGUGAUGUGGCAACUCAAUCAGCGGUUGCUGCGCCGGGGUCAAAUAAGUCACCGGAAAGAGUUGUUAUUGUGGUCGACGAAGAACGGUCGACCAAUGCAUUGCAACAGAAAGGUUAAAUUUAAAGUUUGUUAUCGUUGGAGGUAGUUGAAGUUUUCUGUAGAUACUUGUUAAUUGAAUUGGAUUCUCUUUGGUCUUAAAAUUUUGAUUUUAGAAAGAUUAUAUACAAAAGGAGAUACGUGUAAGAAAUUUUAUCAUUAAAUUGUAAUUCAAUUUGAUGGGUGUUGGUUAACUCAGUUAUGAUGCUUAGAUCGAUUGCCUUUUGCACA
Argentina anserina (silverweed cinquefoil) is the source of this 1635-nucleotide messenger RNA. RefSeq names its product RING-H2 finger protein ATL34-like. The coding region runs from base 205 to 1425 and encodes 406 amino acids. The record is from RefSeq and is a predicted model, not a curated record. Lineage: Eukaryota; Viridiplantae; Streptophyta; Magnoliopsida; Rosales; Rosaceae. The transcript has a single exon.